Messenger RNA from Brienomyrus brachyistius, 2916 nucleotides. RefSeq names its product cytochrome P450 2K1-like. The transcript has 10 exons. Gene Ontology annotation, cellular component: cytoplasm; intracellular membrane-bounded organelle. The record is from RefSeq and is a predicted model, not a curated record. Gene Ontology annotation, biological process: xenobiotic metabolic process. Bases 37 to 1545 code for a protein of 502 amino acids. Lineage: Eukaryota; Metazoa; Chordata; Actinopteri; Osteoglossiformes; Mormyridae. Gene Ontology annotation, molecular function: iron ion binding; heme binding; oxidoreductase activity, acting on paired donors, with incorporation or reduction of molecular oxygen, reduced flavin or flavoprotein as one donor, and incorporation of one atom of oxygen.
GACAAAAGGUAUUUGAGGGCUGAGAAAAGGAGCGUUAUGGCACUGCUGCAGGAACUAUUCCAGUCUCCCAGCACGGUCACCCUGCUUGUUGCUUUGCUACUUUUUCUUGUUUUCUGGCUUCUCUCCACCAAUCGCAGCUGGGGGAAGGAGCCCCCAGGACCCAGACCUUUGCCUCUCAUAGGAAACCUGCUGCAGCUGGAUCUCAAGAGACUUGAUCUCUCACUCUGGAGGCUGUCUAAAACAUAUGGAUCCGUGUUCACUGUCCACUUUGGCCCCAAGAAAGUCGUGGUUCUUACCGGCUUCAAGACUGUGAAAGAGGCUCUAGUCAACCAUGCAGUGGAGUUUGGAGAACGGGAGAUAUCGCCAAUAUUUUAUGAUAUUUCAAAAGGCCAAGGAGUCCUGUUUUCCAAUGGAGACUCGUGGAAGGAGAUGAGACACUUUGCUUUAUCCACCCUUCAGGAUUUUGGGAUGGGAAAACGAGGAAGUGAGGAGAAGAUCAUUGAGGAGAUCCACUACAUGUCAGAGGUGUUUGAAAACUUUAAAGGCAAACCAUUUGAUGCCAGUGAAGCAGUGAAUCAAUUAAUCUCCAACAUCAUUUCCUCCAUCGUCUAUGGCAGUAGGUUUGAAUAUGAUGACCCAGAGUUCCAAAGGAUGGUAAACAGAGGGAAAAAAAAUGCCAAACUCAUGGUGUCACCUACCAUCCAGCUGUAUAACAUGUUUCCAAGGCUGGGUCCUUGGCUGAAGGACUGGAUCACCCUGAAGAAGAAUAUUGAGAGCAACAUAGAGCAGGUGAAAGGUCUGGUGAAGAAUCUACAGGAGACUCUGAAUGCUGAGGACAGGAGAUGCCUUGUGGACUCCUUUCUUAUCCGACAGCAGGAGAUUAAGAAAUCCAGGGAGCAAGAAUCCCCCUACUACCACGAGAAUAACCUCAUCAUUACAGUGACUAACUUGUUUGCGGCUGGGACUGACAGCACUGUGAACACACUGCGUUGGGGCCUGCUGCUUAUGGCCAAGUACCCCCAUAUACAGGACCACGUACAGGAGGAGUUGGACAGGGUCACUGGGGGUCGGCAGACGCGAAUGGUGGACAGGAGGAACCUGCCGUAUACAGACGCUGUCCUGCACGAGAUACAGAGACUGGCUAACAUUGCUCCAAUGAGUAUCCCUCACAUCACAAGCUGUGACGUGCUCUUCCGGGGAUACCACAUCAAGAAAGGGACCACUGUCAUCCCCCUGUUGACGUCUGUACUUUAUGAUGAGAGUGAAUGGGAGACUCCCCAUACCUUCAACCCCGGCCACUUCCUGGACUAUCACGGUCAAUUCAGAAAGAGGGACGCCUUCAUGCCCUUCUCUGCAGGGCGUCGGGCGUGUCUUGGCGAGAGUCUGGCCAGGAUGGAGCUCUUCCUCAUCUUCACCUCACUCCUGCAGAAGUUCCGUUUCACUCCACCUUCUGGGGUGUCUGAAUCGGAUCUGGACCUCACUCCAUGUUUUGGGUUGACCCUCGGCCCCUCCCCUCACAAACUGUGUGCUGUCAGCCGAGCUUGAAGAUCCCAAAUUCAGAUUUCUCGAUCAGACAAGGAGUGCAUGUGCUGAAGAGCCUGACUCUGCCACCAGAAACCUCAGAGAUUCCUGAGUGUGAGUCUGACAUCUAGUGGCAAGAGUCACUGCUUCUAAGCUCUUAUCGGACAUAAUGAAACUUGAGGGAACUGAAGCGUACACCGUUCAGCCAUAACAUGCGCGUGUGGCGUUUGAGGGAGAGAUAGUGCCAGGAUGCACUACGGGAAGAUGGCAAUAAGGUAAAAAAAACAGCUGAGUGUGAAGCCUUUGUCGCCAUCUGGUGUUCAUUUAAGGAAGCAGAAACUAAAUUCCUCAACAGUAUAAACAACCAUAUUCAAAAGACAUACUAAGCAAAAACAUAAAUACUCUUGUAAAUGACUAAUUUUAGUUCAACAUAUACAAUGAACUUUUGAUUUUUAAUAACUAAAAUAUUCCAAUAAUUUAAUUCUUCUCAACUAAGUAAGAUAAACGUGUUUUAUGUGCGAGCCUGAUCCUAUUCCUAAUCUUAACCCUAUUAAAUGUAUAGAGACAACUCAAAACACUAACCCUAAUCCUAAUUCUAACCCUAACCCUUUCAUAAAACCAGGACAACCAAAUCCACAUCUAAUCUGUCUAAUUACUCUGUGAAUUGAACAAUAUUGCAGCCACAUUUAAAAAAAGUACUUGUAGAUGUAAAUCAGUUCCCUAUUAUAACACAUGUUAUAUAUUGAGUUUUGGUCAUAUAUUGAGUGUCACAACCACUAAUUUGAGCUACAAAGCCUCUUCUGUGUAACAAAAAGCAUGACGUUGGCUGUCUAAUCAAACCUGUUGAAUAUGAAUUUCAGAAACUGAAUCCAUUUUGGAAAGUUUUUCAAAUUAAAUUAUAAUGCAAAACAAUCAGACUGAAUUAAUCUACAUUUCUCAAUAUGAAGAAUUUUGCAUCUUACCCUGUGUAACUAUUCAAAAAAGUAGACUACCUUACAGUAUAUAAAUAUAGCUCCUUACGAACCUUCAGAAUUUAGGAUCUUCAACCUCGACUUACAGCACACAGUUUGUGAGGGGAGGGGUUGAGGGUGAACCCAACUGCUGGAGUGAGGUUCAGAUCAGAUUCAGACACCCCAGGAGGUGGAGUGAAACGGAACUUCUGCAGGAGUGAGAUGAAGAGCAGAGCAAAACUAAGUCCGGAAAGUAUCCUGAUGGUGCCACGCCCCCUGAUUAUCCACGUGUGCUUUCCUGAUCGUACCCAGCUGUGUCUAGUUAUUUUGAUCAGUCCUGUCUAUUUAAGUCCAAGUCUUGUACGUAUCCCUUGUCCGUCACUGAUGUUGUCGAUGCCCGUGUUCUAUCCUGCCAUGCCCUGAUUAAAUCCCCGUUUAUCCCGAA